CACUCUAUGUUGACGUGUGCACUGUUCUCCUACAUCCAUGGUACGCUGUAGAGAUCUGUCUUGUUAGCAAAUAAUCCGCUAGCUGGACACACUUCUUGAUAGUGGAUGGUUUAGGAAAAGCACUGACAUCUGACAAACACAUACACUUUUAAUAAUGGCGGCUGACUGGGAAGAAAUCCGACGGCUUGCUGCUGAUUUUCAGAGAGCACAGUUUGCUGACACAGUGCAAAGGCUGUCUGAGAGGAAUUGUAUUGAGAUUAUUGCAAAACUGGUCCAAGACAAGAAGCUGGAUGUGGUGCACACACUGGAUGGAAAGGAGUACAUAACGCCGGCCCAGAUCAGCAGGGAGAUCCGAGAUGAGCUCUACGUCCAUGGAGGGCGAAUCAACAUCGUUGACCUCCAGCAGAUUCUCAACGUGGAUUGGGUCCAUGUUGAAAACAGAGCGAGUGACAUUGCGAAAUCUGAUAAAGGGGUUCAACUUGUUCUGGGACAACUUAUUAAUGACACGUACCUGGACCGAUUGGCUGAGGAGGUGAAUGACAAGCUGCAGGAAGCUGGCCUCAUCAGUAUUGCAGAACUAUGUAAGAUUUACGACCUCCCGGGAGAUUUCUUAUCUGAGAGUGGCAACAUGGGAGCCUCAAAACAACUCUCAGAUGACCUGAAAACAAAGACUGUUCAACAUCAUGGUUUAGGGGAAGGAUACAGAAAGCUGUCUCAGAGAUUUAAGCUCUCAGUUUCAACUGUGAGGAUCAUUGUGAGGAAUUGGAAGACCAGAGGUAUAGAUGCCAAGAAGGACUGGGUGGACCUCUCCCCAGCAAACGGCUAUCUAGAGUUUGAUGCGUUGGUCAGACUGGGGAUCCCGGACCCCUCCAGCUACAUCAAGAAGCGCUUCAAGUCCAACAAGCUUCUGUUCCUCCGAGCCGCCUGCGUGGGUCAGGCUCUGGUGGACCAGGUGGAGGCCUCUAUUGAGGAAGCUGUCAACUCCGCCACAUGGACCGACAUUCAGCCGAUUCUGCCCAGCUGCCUGUCACUGGAGGACAUUGGGAUGCUGAUCAGCCAGGCUAUGAGAAACACCAACGUCCAGUCCUCCGCCAGAGUGCUGGGAGACACGGUCGUCGUCAGCGAGAAGUUCCUCAGCAACUGCCUCUCUUUAUUUGAUGAAGCCAUGCAGCAGAAAGCUCAGAAGGAAGUCAAGAACAAUCCAGUGUUUCUGAUAACUGAAGACGACCUGAAGCAAGCAUCCAUGCUGACGGAGAGCUCAGCAACUUCUAAAAAGGAAAAGAGAGAAGCAGAGCGAAGGAAGAAGGCUACAGAGGGCAGUGGCAGUGUGAAAUCAGGUGGAGGAGGCAACGCCCGAGAGAUCAGGAUUCGUAAAACCAAGAAGAAAGGGAGGAAAGAUGAGGACAGCGAUGAGGAAACCGGCCCGUCACAGCAAAAUCGCAGUAAACAGACUGCAGCCCCUUUUAUGGCCCAGGAAGAGAUCGUAGCCGUUUUAGAGGACAGAGUGAGCGACUGCCCCGAAGAAAUCCUCUCGGAGCUGGCCGAGCAUUUAGUGAGGCCUCUUAAUAACGCCUACCAGGAGGUGCUGCGGACGGUGUUCAUGUCCUCCACCUGCUCUCCAUCAAGGGCCAACAAGAAGAAGAGCAUGAAGGACCUACAGGAGGAGAUCUCCAGCCUGUACAACAACAUCCGACUCUUUGAAAAGGGCUGCAAGUUCUUCUCUGAUGAUACCCAGGUCCACAUUGCGAAGCACAUCCUGAAGACCCUGUGCUCAGAUGUCACCAACAUCCUGGUCAACUUCCUGGCUGCUGACCUGAUGAUGUCAGUGGAGAACCCCAGCACCAUCACCAACGAGGUCAGAGUGAAGAUUUUGGGCAAACUGUCGGAGGAGACUAAAGGGCCUCUCAUGAAGCUGCACAACUGCCUGAACGGCAAAACUAUCGAAGACUUCCUGACCAACAUAGAGAUCUGUGCAGAGGUGUGUGGCUUCAUGCUGAAGAAGGCGGACAAGAAAAAAGAGAGACAGGCCCUGUUCGUGCACCGUCAGGCUCUCAGUGAGCAGCUGAAGGAGACGGAGGACCCUGCUCUGGUGCUCCACCUGGCCAGCGUGCUGCUGUUUCAGGGCAGCACCCACAGCAUGCUGCACGCUCCGGGACGCUGCGUGCCUCAGAUCAUCGGCACGCUCACCGGCCGAAUACCCGCGGAGCAGCAGCAGCUGCUGUCUGCGUACCAGAGCCUGGUGGUGAAGCAGCUGGUGAGCCAGAGUCAGAGCAGGAAGCAGGAGGAGGCGGCGGGCGAGGCCGAGGGCGAGGCGGAGCAGGACGACGAGGCCCGGAGCGUCCGCACACAGCUCGCGGCCCUGACUCCACAGGUCAAGGACCUGAUACUGUCCCAGAAGAAGGCGUCUGUCACAGAGGACUGAACCCAUUUCAAAGAUUAGAGGAAUAAAUGUUGGAACUGAGGGGAGAUUAACAGGGUUUCCCCCACAAAAGUUCUUUAGCCCGGUGGCAAGUGUCUUUUUUUGACAAGGGCCCGGCUGGGGCCAGUCCCAGACUGAUGGCAGCAUUAAUGUAGAGUCCAAUAGUUUCAGUGAUAACAGAAUCGUGGACAGAAUCACAAAAUUAAGAAUUUAAAAAAGCUAUAGGACUGACUCCAUAGGGCCCUACAUUAAGUGAGUGCUAAAAGCUAACUGGAGAUUUGAAAAAAUAUGACUACGUCUAAGUUUACAACCGAGCCACCCUACUGUAACUGUAGUUUAAAAAAUGUCUUAAAAAUACAUGAAUAAUUCCCAGUAGCUUAGCCCCGGUGGGGGGGGAACUUAGGCCCGGUGGGCCAACAGGCCUGUAAUACACUGGGGGGGGGAACCCUAAUUAAUCUUUUUAUGGUCUUAGCAGGGUUAGAAGUAUUCAGAUGAAUACUUCUAACCCUGCUAGAUCAGCUGGCAGUACUGUGAUGUAUCCAUGUGGACAUCAUUCUAAAUUAUUAAAGGAAAUUCCUGUGUGGGAUGUCUCCCUGUAAACCCAAUUAACAUGAAAGUCCUCAAUGAGGUUCUGAUUUUAAUGCGUUCAUUAAAGCUCUUCUCUUCCUCA
Molecule: messenger RNA, 3089 nt
Organism: Perca fluviatilis (European perch)
Lineage: Eukaryota; Metazoa; Chordata; Actinopteri; Perciformes; Percidae
Gene: ufl1
Product: UFM1-specific ligase 1
Exons: 18
Coding region: 155-2422 (755 amino acids)
Biological process (GO): regulation of proteasomal ubiquitin-dependent protein catabolic process; protein K69-linked ufmylation; response to endoplasmic reticulum stress
Cellular component (GO): endoplasmic reticulum membrane
Molecular function (GO): UFM1 ligase activity
Source: RefSeq, a predicted model, not a curated record